Paralichthys olivaceus (Japanese flounder) is the source of this 2433-nucleotide messenger RNA. RefSeq names its product potassium voltage-gated channel, shaker-related subfamily, member 2b (gene kcna2b). The record is from RefSeq and is a predicted model, not a curated record. Gene Ontology annotation, cellular component: membrane; voltage-gated potassium channel complex; axon terminus. Lineage: Eukaryota; Metazoa; Chordata; Actinopteri; Pleuronectiformes; Paralichthyidae. Gene Ontology annotation, biological process: potassium ion transmembrane transport; protein homooligomerization. Gene Ontology annotation, molecular function: protein binding; delayed rectifier potassium channel activity.
CGAUGUCCAACUGCAGCCCACGCACCUCAACUCUGCAGAAUCAUGGCGAAAUAUAAAAGACGUGAGAAGAGCCGGCAGCUCACAGACGGUCGGUGGUGAUGAGAUGACACAGCCGCUGGACACAUCAGUCACACCGGGGGAAGAGGGACAGAAAUGAGGGAAUGGACUCAAGACCUCAAGGCACCUUUUAGGAAGAGACCGGGAGAAACGUGAGCCGGAGCCUCGCCUGGUGAUGUAUGGUGGGCACAGGGGAGCUGCUUUGACCGUGGAGACUGACUUUGGAUCGGGGAACUUUCAGCUCCAUGGGCCCCUGCAGUCACACAUAGAGGACCGAGCGUAAACAAGCAUCACAAGUGCCAGUGAGAAUAGCUCCUCACUGGCUAAUAUCCCUGAACCCACAAGUGUUGGACAUCUUUGUCUCCUUCUGCCCUGAAGUGGCCCCACCCUGUCUGAAAGCUGCAGGUCCCAUCUCCCUCCAGCAUGACGGUUGCGACCAGCGACCCUGCGGAUGAAGCAGCAGCUCACCCGGGCCAGCCUCAUGACCACUAUGACCCAGAGCCAGACCAGGAGUGCUGCGAGAGAGUCGUAAUCAACAUCUCUGGAUUGCGCUUCGAGACGCAGCUCAAGACUCUCUCACAGUUUCCAGAGACGCUACUGGGUGAUCCCAAAAAGCGGAUGAGGUAUUUUGAUCCUCUCCGGAAUGAAUACUUUUUUGACCGCAAUCGACCAAGUUUUGACGCCAUUCUGUAUUAUUACCAAUCAGGAGGGAGGCUGCGCCGGCCUGUUAAUGUCACCUUGGACAUUUUUUCUGAGGAGAUCCGGUUUUAUGAGUUAGGCGAGGAGGCGAUGGAAAUCUUCAGAGAGGAUGAAGGUUUCAUAAAGGAAGAGGAGCGACCUCUGCCAGAGAAUGAGUUUCAGAGACAAGUGUGGCUGCUGUUUGAAUAUCCAGAGAGCUCAGGUCCUGCUCGCAUCAUUGCUAUAAUCUCUGUCAUGGUGAUUCUGAUCUCCAUUGUCAGUUUCUGCUUAGAGACACUGCCAGUUUUCCGAAAUGACGAUGACAUGUACAAAUAUUCAUCGCAGUCCAUGAGCAAUACCACCUCUACCUAUGACGGCUCUACAUAUUUCACAGAUCCCUUCUUCAUUGUGGAGACCCUCUGCAUCAUCUGGUUCUCUUUUGAGUUCCUUGUCAGAUUCUUCGCCUGUCCCAGUAAAGCUGGUUUUUUUGGCAACAUCAUGAACAUCAUUGACAUUGUGGCAAUCAUCCCAUACUUCAUCACACUUGGCACAGAGCUAGCAGAGAGGCCAGAGGACAGCCAGGCAGGCCAGCAGGCCAUGUCUCUGGCUAUUCUCCGUGUCAUCCGUCUAGUAAGGGUGUUUCGUAUCUUCAAACUCUCACGUCACUCCAAGGGGCUCCAGAUCUUGGGACAGACUCUGAAGGCCAGUAUGCGUGAGCUUGGCCUCCUCAUCUUCUUCCUGUUUAUCGGUGUGAUCCUCUUCUCCAGUGCCGUCUACUUCGCAGAGGCAGACGAGCCAGACUCCCAGUUCAGCAGCAUCCCUGAGGCCUUUUGGUGGGCCGUGGUCUCAAUGACCACUGUAGGCUAUGGAGACAUGGUGCCAACAACCAUUGGAGGAAAAAUCGUAGGAUCACUAUGCGCAAUCGCCGGUGUGCUAACUAUUGCCCUGCCUGUACCUGUCAUUGUGUCAAACUUCAACUACUUCUACCACAGAGAGACGGAGGGCGAGGAGCAGGCACAGUAUUUGAAUAUGCCGAGCGUGCCUAAAGCCAGCUCAGCUGACGAUCUGAAGAAGAGUGGUCGGAGCGGCAGUGGGUCCACUAACAGCAAAUCUGACUACGUGGAGAUCCAGGAGGCUGUGAACCACAGCACUGAGGACUUCAGACUAGAAGGCAUGAAAACAGGAAAUUGCACACUGGCCAACACUAACUAUGUAAACAUCACUAAGAUGCGUACAGAUGUAUAAUGUGAGCUACUGAGGAUGGUUAACUUCUGCCAGGGUCUACAGGUGUUGUGACAGUAAUGUCAGUCCCUGUGUUGACCAAUGUAUGGCUCCCCGGAAUGGGAGUCCAGAGCAGAUGAGUGAGAUUAUCUUGGAGAAAGGUCAGUAGAAAGACCUCAUAUUCUCCCAUUAUCCUAUAUGGACCUAUCAUUGCAUAUCAUAGAACUGCUCCCUGUCGCAUUUAGGACAUUGUCAGUGUGUGCAUGGAGUUAGUCGUACCUAUAUGACGUAGUCGUUGUGCUCGCAACAGUAGCCAAAUAGUAGCCUAACCAGUAAUAAUCAAUAUUAACAGUGUAAAGGGACCAGAAGUUUUUACCCUCUCGCUCAAGCUGCCGCCUGGACAAGAUGCAAGAUGACAGCAAUUCCAAUCAGCUUAACGUUUGUUUUAAAAUGUAAUUUACUAACUUGUGAUUAUAA